AUGUUGGCUGUCAUUUUGUUUUUAUUAAGCUCAUUUUGUAUCGAUCAUACUUAUCAAGAUCGAUCAAUCGCUCAAUUAACUGAUUUUGGUUAUGUAUUUUCACCACUUGACAAUACAAUAACUCCUUUUCUUCAACUUACUCAAAAAUCUAUUCUUCGUUGUCAUACGGAAUGUAAUAAAAGAAUUUCAUGUCGAAUAUUUGAUUUCGAUCAAGAUACAGGUAAUUGUCAAUUAUGGUCUGAUGAUUUAACAACCGGUAUGAUUUCUUUUGUUGGAUCAUUAAAACCACGAUCGAAAGUAGGAAUUAUUCAAAUAACAUCGGAUAUUUAUCGUUCUAUUCAUGAUAAAUCAUGUGAUAAAUGUCUAUACAGUCGUUAUGAACAAUGUGAUCCAAUAUUAAUGACUUGUCAAUGUCCUUCAAAAACAUUUUGGAAUGGAAAUAUAUGUGCACCUCAACGAUAUACGAAUCAAUCAUGUACAACAAUAGAUAGUUGUCGAGGAGAUCUUCGAUUGGAAUGUAAGGAUGUUGAUUGUAAUUCGAUUCAGAAAUGUUCAAAUCAAACAAAUGGUAGUGGUGUGACAGUUGCUGGCUUUUGUAAUGCGACAGUCGGUAGUGGUCCUGAAGGUUUGUCAGGUCCAUGGGGUCUUUAUGUGACAUCGAAUAAUACUCUUUAUGUUAAUGAUUAUGAUACUGGUCGCGUACAAGCUUAUUCAUCAAUGUCUCGUUCAGGAAUAACAAUUGCAAAAUUAAGUACAGUUCUUGAUGACAUAUUUGUUGAUACAAGGGGAUACGUUUAUAUAAUUGCUGUAAAUAUGGGCACUAUAUUUAUUUCUCCCCAAAACAUUACUCUACCAAUCUCGAUUACAUAUCCUUGUACUCUCUCUUCAAUUUAUAAGCCUUAUGGCAUUGCAGUUGAUAAAGAUGGGAAUAUUUAUAUAUCUGAUUAUAUGUGUCAUGCAGUAACAAAAUGGGCACCGAAUGCAACUACAAGUAUAAUUGUAGGUGGACAACUUAAUGUAGCAGGUAGUAAUAGUCAAUUACUCAACGGUCCAAAAUUUAUUGCUCUCGAUGAAAUCCAUUCAACUCUUUAUGUUGUUGAUUAUAACAAUCAUCGUGUACAAAAAUUUAUACUUGGAGGUAAUGGAAUAGGUAUUACUGUUGCUGGUGGUAAUGGACUUGGUACUGGUUUAAAUCAACUGAACUAUCCAGCAGGAGUAUGUGCAUCACUCAAAGAUCAAUCAAUUUAUAUAGGUGAUCAAAAUAAUCAUCGUGUAAUGAAAUGGAAAAUGAAUGCAACACAAGGUUCGAUUAUUGCUGGUAGUACGGGUGUAUCAGGUAGUACAGCUUUGCUCCUGAAUACACCAGGUGAUGUUGCUCUUGAUCCUAGUGAAGCAUUUAUCUACGUGGCUGACUACGCUAAUCAUCGUGUACAACGUUUUCUGUUAUAA
Molecule: messenger RNA, 1449 nt
Organism: Adineta ricciae
Lineage: Eukaryota; Metazoa; Rotifera; Eurotatoria; Adinetida; Adinetidae
Source: the annotation of a GenBank genome assembly